Musca domestica (house fly) is the source of this 796-nucleotide messenger RNA. Its product is annotated as larval cuticle protein A2B-like. The record is from RefSeq and is a predicted model, not a curated record. The coding region runs from base 144 to 734 and encodes 196 amino acids. The transcript is spliced from 2 exons. Gene Ontology annotation, cellular component: extracellular matrix. Lineage: Eukaryota; Metazoa; Arthropoda; Insecta; Diptera; Muscidae.
CUGUAAAAAUGAAAAUGCAACGUAUUUUUUUGUAUAAAAGUUGAUGGGAUUCCAAAAUUAUCCAUCAUUCAUAACUGGUCUGUACCUCUACAAGGAAUCGAUUUUGUGGAAUUCAGCAAACAAUUUUUAUUUGCACUAACAACAUGGUUUUCAAGUUUGUAUUCGCUCUUACCCUCGUCGCUUUGGCCAGCGCUGGUUAUGCUCCCGCUGCCUAUCAUGCAGCACCCGUUGCUGUCCACACUGCUCCUGUUGCUGUGGCCCAAAAGGUUGUUGUCAAAUCCGAAGAAUACGAUCCUCAUCCUCAAUACAAAUUCAGCUAUGGUGUCGACGACAAAGUGACCGGCGAUUCCAAGAGUCAAACUGAAGAACGUGAUGGUGAUUUUGUUCGCGGUGCAUACUCAUUGAUCGAUUCUGAUGGUUACAAACGUACCGUCCAAUAUACCGCUGAUGCUGUCAAUGGUUUCAAUGCCGUAGUUAGCCGCGAACCCUUGGCCGUUAAGGCUGUUCACUAUGCUGCUCCAGCUGCUGUCGUGAAAACAGUUGCACCAGUGGCCCACUAUGCUGCUCCAGCUGCUGUUGUUAAGACUCAUUAUGCUGCCCCCACCGUGGCUGCUUAUGCUGCUCCCGCUGCUGUUGUUAAGACUGCCCACUAUGCCGCCCCCACAGUGGCUACCUAUGCUGCCCCUGCUCACUACAGCACAUACGGAGCACCAGUAUACAAUUACCAUCAUUGAGCCAAUGUUUUGCUAACCCAAAUCGCUUAACUGUUGUAGAGUUUUAAACGAUUGUUAUUUUU